Messenger RNA from Naumovozyma castellii, 774 nucleotides. RefSeq names its product metalloendopeptidase WSS1 (gene WSS1). The coding region runs from base 1 to 774 and encodes 257 amino acids. The record is from RefSeq and is a predicted model, not a curated record. NCBI's taxonomy places the organism in Eukaryota, Fungi, Ascomycota, Saccharomycetes, Saccharomycetales, Saccharomycetaceae. The transcript has a single exon.
AUGCAUGAGAACCCUCACAUCACCAAGGUCGCAGUAUUGCAAAGGAAGCCCAACAAUGAAUAUGCGUUGCAAAUCCUUCAGGAUAUAACGAAGCAGGUCUCCUACCUGAUGAAAGAAGAAAAAUUCAAAGUGCAGACAUUGGUGGAGUUCUACCCGAAGGAUAAGAGGCUUCUUGGGAUGAAUGUCAAUGCCGGACAGAAGAUCAUGUUGAGGUUGCGAACCCCCGGGGAUGAGUUCCAAUUUUUGAAUAGAGAGGCCAUCCUGGGGACCAUGUUACAUGAAUUGACACAUAAUUUGUUCGGACCUCAUGAUAGAAGGUUUUAUGAGAAAUUGGACCAGUUGAGCGCGAGACAAUGGGUCAUCGAACAGCAGGGGUUGUUUGACACAUUUUUAGGGUCAGGAAGAAGAUUGGGUGGAUCAACAAGAACUCUUUCGAAUAAUAGACGAGUUAGGAGUAUCAUAGGUAGAAGUGGUAAGGGAAGAGGUAGGAAAUUAGGCACUAUAACAAACAGACCUAGCAGUACAUUUGAAGGGAAGACACCUAGAGAAAUGGCCGCCGUAGCUGCGGAACGAAGAUAUAAUGAUGAUAAAUGGUGUGGUGAGAAAAAUAACUUGGAAAAUAAGAAGAAACUAGAGCCCAACCAGGACGAUCUCCGGGAGGAAACUAUAAUAAUACUUGAUGAUGAUGAUGCUACUACAACUCCAGAAACUCAAAAAGAAAAUAAAGAUGACGAUGAUGAUAUACGACCUAUUGAGAUUAUUGAUCUAACAUAA